Messenger RNA from Loa loa (African eye worm), 1719 nucleotides. RefSeq lists its product as hypothetical. The transcript has 15 exons. The record is from RefSeq and is a predicted model, not a curated record. Bases 1 to 1719 code for a protein of 572 amino acids. NCBI's taxonomy places the organism in Eukaryota, Metazoa, Nematoda, Chromadorea, Rhabditida, Onchocercidae.
AUGUCAAGACGUACGGGAUUGAUAAGUCACCAGGAUGAUAAUGGAUUAUUAUACGUAUUUGUUCCAGGUAGACAUCGUGAUCUGGUAAUUGAUGAACGGAAAACACCGAAUGAUGAACAGUGCUUUCAUAUUGGUGAUUUUAUAUCAUUUGUCGAUAUUAAUGGUUCCAUCACAUCACCAACCCGGACAAAUAAAUUGCUCGAAACAUUUCUCCUGAAUAAUCGUCUACAAGUGAAAGUUUCGGUAGCGUUUCCUCCAGAAAAACUCUCUAUACGAGCCCAAUUCACCACAUUUACUACCUAUCCUCAUAAAAUUCUUGCUUGGUCUCCGGACUUCGCAUUUAUUUGUUGCUCUCCUGAUGUUGCAAAAGAAGUUUGUAGGAACAAGAUGUAUAAGGCUUGGAUUGAAAGAGUUCCAAGGAUGACCGAAAGUAUUGCUGGUAUUUCCGUAUCAUGGCAAAUAGUGGACGGUGUUUUGGAUGAAUGUGAUGAGCAAAGCAAACGACUUAUCAGCAAAGCACCAUGGAAUCGCAAGAAAAACAGUCAGCUUUUCCGAACUAUCCCUUGUUCUGAUCAUCCGCACAAAAUGCAAGAAACACAACUCCGCAAUCCACGUCAUUUCGUUGCAUCACUGAAAAAAUAUAUCGAUAAUUACGAAGGCUUAGUGACAGCAGUGCAUGAUUCAAGCGCAGUAGUGUGGUCUUUGGCAAUACCAGAUAGUGAGGUGAAUUUUCGAGCUAAUCUCGAAUAUAGUUGGGUGCCAGACUAUUCGAAUCAUCGGCCAUCUGUGCGUCCUUAUCUUGGCUGUUAUUUACAUGGAAAAAAGUUUGAAAUAAUCGACCCAGUACUUUCAGCACAAGCCUUCAACAAUACAGUUCAAGUAGAAAUUACGACGACUGUUGCGGUUAAUAAUUUAAAAUAUUAUCCGACUGGUGAAGUGACUCUUGAAACUGAAAUUCUUGGAGACGUGGAAUUCGGACAGGGGAAAUUUCGACAAAAUUACUGCAAUAGACGUUUGUCUUUGCUUACCUGCAAAAACAUACCAUCUAAGCGAACUGGUGCUGUUUGGCAAGUGUUUAGCGUGUUAAAUGAGGGAUGUGCAGAAUUCACGCAACAAUCAAAUUCAGUUAUAAAUUUUUCAAAUAUGAAUGAUAAUCCUUAUAAGGAAUUUGUUUCCACGAAGAAAAAUGAAUGUAAUGCGAAAGUUGAAAUAAACGAUGAUUGUCACUUCACUGAAAUUAAGUUGCAUCAACCAGAUCUUUCAUCGGAUUUGCCGGGAACUGCUCAAAAAGUAGUUGACGACAGCUUUUAUUCGGACUUUUGUAACGAUAAUGUAUUUGAUAAUUGUGAUGUGGAUAAUGUUCAAACAGAAGAAGAAUAUGAUCCGUUAAAAGAGCCAGCUUUCGGUGCUGUACAACCUCAUGUUCUCCAAAUUAAUUCGUCAGUAUGCAGCAGUGGCAUAGACAGGCCCGAUACGCUAGGCAACUGGAAUACUGGUUUGAAUGAGGAAAUCUCUGAAGAUGAGCAGGAAAAGUUGGAUAAUCGAGCAACAGAAUACUGGAUACGAGCAUGGCAAAUACCAGGAGUCCGUCAGCAAAUUAAGGAAGCAGACAUGAUAUUGCAUGCAAACGUUAUGCAGCUAAUGACGGAUCUCGGUGCAAGAACUGGUGAAGACAAUCUGGAAAAAGUUCUCAAACCGUUAUCGAAUGACGGGCGAUAA